GUUUCGCCUCUUCCUUCAAACGCGUCUCGUUUUGCCAGGGAAUGAAUGCACAUAGUCUAUAAACGAGGGACUUUUCAUAUUAAGACCUAGGGGCCGGCGCGGUAUACCGUCACUUCGCCGAAAGCAUGCUCAAGAUGCACAAAACAGCUCUUCUGAAAUGCGCUGGCGCUUUCCGUCGGCCUGCGUGACCGCAUCUCCCGGCUUUGCCCAGGUGGGUUCCAGACUGGCACAAACAUGCGGUGCGCGCACCGUUAAGAGCGCAAGCCAUAAAAGAAGACUGGGCACGAUUCAACAUGUGGGAAGCGAGGCGCCGUCGCAAGUCCAGAGGCGGGGAUUGGAACGGCUGCUCGCAGACUUGCAGUGUUUAAUGAAAUGCAUCAAAGACUCAGAGUGGGAAAGCAACGGUCGCUCCUUCCUCGCUGCGGUAACGGCCGGCGCCGUAUGCGGAACCGACAAAGCCAAAGAGAAUAUGCUACUGUUUAUGCUUCAAAGCCGGCGAGAGGCAGUAAUGCCGGAGCUCGCCGGCAGUAUUGAACGAAGUGGUGAGGUUGCGAAUAUGGGAGUACGAAGUCUGCGUGUGGCUGUGCAUGAUCCAUGUGCUCUGUGCUGGGGAAGGAGCAGUGCGAUGCCAGGAAAGUGCGGCUGGAGAACGUAAUGGCAGGUGGCUUAGCAGG
Molecule: messenger RNA, 674 nt
Organism: Trematosphaeria pertusa
Lineage: Eukaryota; Fungi; Ascomycota; Dothideomycetes; Pleosporales; Trematosphaeriaceae
Exons: 2
Coding region: 158-655 (165 amino acids)
Source: RefSeq, a predicted model, not a curated record